Papaver somniferum (opium poppy) is the source of this 567-nucleotide messenger RNA. Its product is annotated as histone acetyltransferase KAT6B-like. The record is from RefSeq and is a predicted model, not a curated record. Lineage: Eukaryota; Viridiplantae; Streptophyta; Magnoliopsida; Ranunculales; Papaveraceae. Bases 1 to 567 code for a protein of 188 amino acids. The transcript has 2 exons.
AUGGAAGAAAAGGUGGCUACGCUGCAAACAUACAUGGAGUCUAUUCAAGUUACCCUUCACGAAUUGAGUGAAUGUAUUCAUUCUCAUACACCUAAGAAGGAGACAAAGAAAAAGGUUACACCUUCACCUGCAGCUUCGGAAAAAGAUGAUUCGGAAGAAGAAGAGUCGGAAGAAGAAGAAGAGGAAGAAGAUGAGGAUGAAAAGGAGGAAAGUGAGCUUCCUAAAGGACCUACAACAACUAAACCUUAUGACGAGAAGCCGAGUAGAGUUAGUUUGGAAUACAAUACCAAACAACAAGAAGAAGACCUAAGAAGGUUAAGUAUUUUUGAACCACCAUUACUAGAUGAUGAUGGAGAUAACAAGAUGAUCUUGCCUCAUGUGGAAGACUUGUGGUUUGAUAGAGAAGAAUCACUCGAAGAAGAUUGUAAUAUGGAGCGAAGAGCGACAAAGACACGCAAGGAAGAUAAUGAGACUUUCCUAAGUAGAUGUCAAGGUCAAGUUCCAGGAAAGGAGAGAUGGUUCAGCAGGGUAAAAGGAACUCACGAGUUCCCUAACCUACAAAUAUAA